CAUGACAGAUUCUUCUAAACUUGCUUUUACGGAUCUAAACCAUGGCUUCCAUUUUCCAAUAAAAAAGAAACAGCACAGAUAGGUUUAAAAUGGAGGAUAAAGAGCAAAUCCUUGAUGAAGACAAUGAUACUGUGGAAUCAGAACAGGAGCAGAGUGAAAAGCCUGAUGGAGGGUGGGGUUGGGUGGUUUGCUGUGGUACCUUCAGUGUCAACUUUAUAGUGUUUGGUAUUCAUAACUCAUUUGGUGUUGUGUACGAGUAUUUGGUAGAUGAACAACACAUGGGAGAAGCUGAGACAGCCUGGGUUGGUGCAAUGGCCGGUUCCCUCAACUUCUUGUGUGGUCCGCUGUGCAGUAUUUUGUGUGAUCGCUUUGGAUGUCGUCGAGUAGCGUUUGUUGGCGCCCUUCUAUCUGUAACUGGACUUUUUCUUACGUCGCUUGUGACUCGCUUACAUUACAUGUACCUUACCUAUGGACUUCUUUGGGGGGUGGGGUCGAGUUUUUCCUUUGUACCUUCCAUCGUGAUGUUAGGAGAAUACUUUGAUAAAAGACUGGCACUAGCGAAUGGAUUAGGUACCAGCGGAAGUGGAGUGGGUUCAUUGGUCGCCUCGCCUGCCAUCAAUUACUUACUCUGGGUCGUCGGAUGGAGUAACUCUCUGCGCAUACUCAGUGGAGUCGCAGCGUUUCUUGUUGUGGCGUGCUUUCUCUAUAAACCGCUGAAAACAAGACAGCGUGACAGAGCCGUGACAAAACAGUGUAGCCAGUUGUGUGACGUUUCAAUUUGGAGGAACCGGGCUUACGUAGCCUGGGUACUAACAGUAGCGUUAUUUCAGUUCGGAUAUCCGGUCCCUUUCGUCCAUUUGGUGAAAUACGCCAAUGAUCUUGGUAUCCCGACUUCCAGAGGAGCAUGGCUGGUCGGUUUCCUUUCGAUCAUGUCUACUUUGGGGCGUGUGAUAUUCGGGAAGAUCUGUGAACUACGAUGGGUCAACAAAGUUUACGUCUAUCAGUUUUCAGUGUUUAUCAUAGGACUUAGCACGAUGAUCUGUCCAAUCACAGAAGGCUACGCGGGUCUCUUGACUUACUCUCUUGUGUUUGGUUUUUUCGAUGGAUGCUUUGUAGGGCAAGUGGCUGUAAUCACUGGAGAAAUUGCUGGAAAGAACAGGCUCUCACAAGCAGUGGGAAAUAUGUUUGGGGUGUUGGCCAUCCCCAUGAGUUUUGGACCACCGGUCGCUGGCUGGCUUUACGAAGCUACAGGUUCUUACCACCAGGCAUUCUUUGUGUGUGGAAGUGUGGGCAUCAUGGCUUCUCUGUUUGUCUUUGUCGUGUCUCGUUUGCAUCGAAAUCAAAGACAAUAUUACAUCUCCAGCAGGAGAGGAAGCAAAAAUACGGACUCAAACAAAGAUUGUAGGUAUGAAGGGAGUUUGGAAACUGAAAGUGAAAUGUCUAACAUGAUAAGGGGAGAGACGACAUCUCGUGAAGUCCUCAUCGUCGCAGAUAAAGAAACUGUUCUGUAGUUGCUUGUUUGUGCGUCACGCAACUUCUUGAGUACGUUGCGUGACCAUAUUGUAGGUUUGGUUUUUUUUUUU
Pocillopora verrucosa is the source of this 1583-nucleotide messenger RNA. Its product is annotated as monocarboxylate transporter 10-like. Gene Ontology annotation, molecular function: monocarboxylic acid transmembrane transporter activity. The record is from RefSeq and is a predicted model, not a curated record. Lineage: Eukaryota; Metazoa; Cnidaria; Anthozoa; Scleractinia; Pocilloporidae. Gene Ontology annotation, cellular component: membrane. Gene Ontology annotation, biological process: transmembrane transport.